AGGAGGGCGGGGCCGGAUUGAGCUGCUGUCAAAACACAGCAAUCUGUUCGGUUGAUGCAAAAAAGUAGCGACUCUGCUGUUAAAUUGUUAUUUGUUGUUGCUUUUAUGAGCGUCGGCGGUGUUUGAGGUUUCUGUCGCUUUCUCUUGACGCGCUGCUCUGCGACUCUGUCUGUCUGUCUGUCUGUCUGUCUGGAGGAGGAGAAUGCGGAGAUUUUACAGACACGCAUAACUGCGGGAUAGUGCAUUAGUGGUUUCAGGACAUCUGCUAGUUUUUGGGCCAUGCCUCUGAUCAGCCUGGACGAUGAGGAUCAGAGAUGGGUCCCGACCCACGUCAACGUGACCGUCCUUCGUGCCAGGGCGCUGCGAACCAAGGGCAAGCAGGGCAGCCGCUAUGUGUACACCGUUAUCCAGCUGGGGAAGCUGAAGUACACGACGGGUCUGGCAGAGAAAGCGGCCGAGCCGGAGUGGAAUGAGGAGUGUUCCCUGGAGCUGCAGCCCGGCCUGCUGGAGUGUAUGGGGGCGCAUCCGCCCGGCAGCGGGGAUUUGAUCCUCACCGUCAUGCUCCGGGUGCUCAUCGGACUCGACGUGUUCCUCGGUGAAGUCGUUGUGUCUUUGGAUAAAAUAUUUCAGGCAGGGACAUGUCCAAGGAACGAGUGGCUAAAGUUGCGUUCUAAAGCUAGGAGGAAGGAGAAGGAGCGAGGAGAGCUGCAGCUUACCAUCCAGUUCACUCGCAAUAACAUGACAGCCAGCAUGUAUGAUCUGACCAUCCAGGACAAGCCUCGCUCAGCCUUCGGCAAGCUGAAGGACCGUGUCACAGGCAAGAAAAAAGGAGACGUCGAGUCUUCCUCAGCCAUCCUCCCUGGUCGCUAUGCUGCUCUGUCAAGCUCAACGAGUCAGACUUUCCAGGAUGAUGGUGGAGGGGAGGACUCAGUACAGGAGGAGUGUGCUGAUGAAGGCAAGAGCAAGGUGAAGGGCUUCUUUCUGAAGGGGAAGUUGCGAAAGAACUCUGACACACGAUCCUGUUCAUCAUUGGCCUCGGAGAGCAGCAUGGCCUCAUCAGCAGGGGAUCCUUUUGUUCCCAUAGAGUUAAGCAGCACACCUGUCUACAGCAGCAGAGUCAUGGAGCCUUUCCACUCUGAUACAGAUGGGGCAGUAAAGGUGAUGACCCACAAGCGUGCACAUAGUGAUGAGGCCAGUAAGAUCACAGUUUCCUCACGUCCCAGUACGGCUGUAGAGAGUGUAAAAGGCCAGAACAUGCUGCUCUCUAAGUCCACCCUCUGCAUCAAUGGCAGCCAUGUUUACUCUGAGCCCAUCUACUCCAAAGGACCUGGAAGUCUUCCAAUCAAGCGCACGCUACUCGAGAAAUGCUCUCCUUUAUCACGCUCGCUGCAGAAUCUUACCCGUCGCAAUGAAGACACACAGAGGCGUAGCUCCAUUGACAAGAGCAAAAAGGAGCUUGAGGGAGAGGCUGAGGGCUUUUCAAAGGUGGGAAUCAGUAUCUCAGAAGGGAAGCCGGUGCAGGCUACUGCCCCCCUGGUGAUGGCUUCUUCCACUGCAGAUGUCUCAGAUAAAGGGAAGAAGCUGAGGAAGACUCUGUUUUCCAGCGGAAGGAGUGACUCUCUCCCAGCCAAACCCGAGCAGGGUCAGGAGGGACGUCUACGUGGCUGGUUUGGUUCCAGUGACACCCAAAACAAGCCAAGGCUGGGAGUUCCUCCUAAAGUAGAAAGCAGCCCAGAAACAUCCGUUUCCCUCCCUCCCUGCUACCCCACUCUACCACCACGCUCUCUUCCCCUAGUUUCUGUUACUAGCCAAACGCCAUCCUCUCCUGCUGGCCCUCCCACUAAUCCAUUCUCCCAUUCCUCAUCUUCACCACCCUCCCUCUCCCCUACCAACCCUUUCCUCACACGACUGCAAAGGAACCCGUUUUUUGAGGAGCUCAUAGCCGAGGAAGCUUUGAAAUCUCCUCCUGCGAUUUCUGGUUACCACAACUCUCCAUUCAACCAUUACCCAGCAUUCCCUCCAAGGAGUGGCCUUCCAAGCACUAUCCACGAUGGUACACCAAACAAAUUGUCCUCUAUAAAGAGAGAGAGGCCUCGGAGUGUAGCUAGGCAGAGGUCCCUCCCUGUCUUCAUGCCUGGGACACCAGAGACAGCCACUGUGAACUCUAGUAAUGCAACACGAGCAAGCCGUCCUUUAUCUGAGAGCAGGGGGGAAUGGGAUGAAUUUGAAGCUUUGGCCACUAGCCGUCUUAAAUCGCCAGUUGGGAAUCCCACUCAACCACCCUCAGCCACAAUCCCUGGUUCACCUCCUAACUCUCAUCCAGUUGAAUACUGCAGUAUUAAACCGAAAACAGGGAUCAUAAUUAAUGAAAGAAUCUCCAAGGAUUGUAACCUACCUGCUUUAGCCUCACGAAGGCCAGUGAGGACCCCGGUGCCCAUUCAAGAGAGGUGCUCAGACAGCUGGCUAGACAGAGCACAGGAGCUUGCGGUCCAAAAAGAAGCUUGUGUGCUCUUCCAGACAGAUUUGGCUUCCCUACGACAUCGAGAAAGACUUAAAGAGACGAACACCAAAGCUUCCCAUUUAGGUAAAGACUUGCACUGUGCUACUCUGGAGCAGAAUGCAAACAUUUGUCCACCUUCACAUACUGUACAAAUGCCCAGAGAUGAAAAUCUAGAAAAUGGACAAGAGAAAAAUUUGACUGAAGGAGGUCUAAAUAUUGCACUAAAGAAUUCACAGUAUGGGUAUGAACACAUACGGGGAAACUCCCAGUAUUCUGGAAGUGAUAACACUGUGCCCAGUACGCCAUUUAGCCUCUCAGACUGUGAUACAACUGUAAGUGAGUCACUGUGCAGCGACUUUCAGGUUCCGAUAAAUCCAGAGUCCUCCUCCGAACAGAAGCCCUUUUCUGAUCGGCAGAUUGAGAACAUAAUCCCUACUGGAGACAUUACUACUCCAGAUUCCAAUAACAAUAAUACAAAUGAUUCUUCUCAGUUUGCUUUUAUUGAUUGUGACAGCUCACCUUCAGAUGUGGACCAGACUAUUUUUGGAAUGAUGGAUAAAGACAGAAACAAAGGAUCAACCCAGUGCCCAAAUUCUAGAGAUGUCGAGUCGUCUGGGAUUUUGUCAGGAUGUGGGUUCUCCUCAGUGCCUCCUCAAGAUUUACUAAACAAAAUGGCAGAGCUAGGAUCAGUUUCCCUAAAGGAAACUCCAGAUACUGUUGUUAGUUCAACUGGAAUGUCCAACAAUAAUCAUUCUGAGAAAUCCUGUGACAACUUGGAACAACAAAGCGUCCAUCCACAUUCAGAUUUUACUAUAAGGGUUGAAUCAGAGGAUCCCAAUCACAAAGAGAGCUCUGUAAGUCCACAAACAAUCCUCCAACGAGACAGGGAUGACGGAAGUGUGAUGGCACAGCUUAAACCUGAGGCAACAGAGGACAACGCAGGCUUAGAUGCCCCACAUGAUGUUGAAUACUCUCUGAUUUAUGACGAGAUUAAGGCUAAAACAGCUGAAAUUAAGCCAGAAGCAAAUGGAUCCAAUGUUCCUGUUUCAGAGAGCAACAAGAUCAGUUUUGAGGACUUGCAUGCCCGAGUAGCACCAAGAGGUUCAAGAAGCCCUUCCAAAACAGAAGUUAGAUCAGCACGCAUUAGAACACGUUCCACUACAAACUCCCCCAAGACUGACCCCAGUGCAGUUUUAUCAACCGCGAGCUCUGACAUCAGUUCAACCAAACCUCCUUUGUCAGAUCUCAUUUUGCAUACAAGUCCAUCCAUUUCUUUCUCUCAUCCUAAUGCCACUUCUUCUGACCCCAACCCGUCCUCUGUUAUGCAUGACCCAACCACAAGGCCCGGCUUGGGAAGCACUCUGGCCGAGGCCUCGUACACCACCUCCACACUCCAGCUGCAGGCUACUGCAAAGCACACACUCACCCCAGAGGAGGCAGAGCCAGCUAGCAGUCGCCCUCCCGCUGAGGAGAGCAGCCCUCAUCCAGUGAAGCCUCUGACCACCACAGCAGUGCCGGGAGAGAAGAAAUCAGUACUGGAGAAACUGCGCUCCUCCAUCCACCCUGGGCGUUCCACACAGCAGAGCGUAGCUGAACCGGAGAAACCCCAGGUGUGUAUGUCGGAGGCCUACACUCACUACCAGACUCUGAGUAACAUGGAGCUGAUUGCUCUACUGCUGCAACAGGAGAUGGCUGCGGAGAGACAGCGGGCUGAGUCAGAACUACAGGCCACGCUGUUGGAGAAGCGUGAGGCUGAGCUGAAGAAGCUAAAGGUCCAGGUGCGAGAUCUGGAGGACUACAUUGACAAGCUGCUGGUGCGCAUCAUGGAGCAAACGCCCACCUUGCUGCAGGUACGCGCCCGGCCCAAAUGAUGUGUACCUCACCCGUGUGAACUACAGCUGACAUUGUGCACCCGUUUGCAAUCCUCAAAACAGCUACAAUACUGUCCCAUCCACCGUGAUACAGUCAAGCUUUGCCAACUUCGUUUUGGACAAUACAGGGCCAAAAUCAUUGGAACAUUAUUCAACCAGUGAUCUUUCAUGUUUUUCGCUAGAAUGUCGCUGCUGUAGGUUUUGCUGCGUAGAGGAUUGAUUUAAACACAUUAAGGACUGGAGUAGAAAUAUACCUCCAAAAUUCAAAUAAUAUCACUUUGCAUAUAUUACACGUAUUCAUGACUUCCAAGAUUCUUUCCAGAAAACAAAAAAAUCUUCCAAGAAAACAGACCACAAAUUGCAAAUCAAACACUGCCUAUAGAGAAGUCUGAUUUAUUGCUCUUGUACACAAGCACUCAAGGAUCAUUUAUUUGUUUGAAACUGAACAAAACAAUAAAGAAAGACAAACAUUAUGUGGCCAAAUGUUUAUGGACACCUAACCAUCACGUCCAUUUAUGUGGUUUUUUUUUUUUUUUUUUGAAAAUCUCAUUCCAGAUUUGUCCCCCUUUGCUGUUUAUAAUAAUCUCCACUCCUCUCUGAAGACUUUUCACUAGAUUUUAGAGCAUGGCUGUGAGGAUUUGCUCAUUCAGUUGCAAGUGUGUUAAUGAGGUCAGGCACUGAUGUUGUGCGAGAAGGCCUGGGGCAAACCAGGUCUUCAUGGACCUUGCUUUGUGCAUAGGGGCAUUGAAAUCCUGGAACAAGUUUGGUUCCAGUGUUAGUGAAGGGAAAUUGUAAAUCUACUGUAUACAAUUGUGUGUGUCCAAUUUUGUCUAACAGUUUGGGGAUGGCCAACAUAUGGGUAUGAUGAUCAGGUGUCCACAAACAUUUGGCCAUUAGUAUAUUUCUGUCAUCCCCCCCCCCUUUGCGAUCCUUGAGCUUUUCUGCAUUUCAAAUCUAUACCAAUGGUUCCUAAGAACAAUAUGUGUAGCUUGUAUGCUAUGACUGACCUUUAUUCAGAAAUGCUUUUUAGAAACUCUGCUUUCUUCCUGCUUGAAUGGAUUUUGGACAAUCCAAGAAAAAAAACCCUUUUGUUUUCCUCCGUGAACACUUCAGUGAAUCGUUCAGUUAUGUGCUUCCAGGUGUUCAAAUUAAACAGAAAUUCUCAGGUUGGUCAUCCAAGAGCGAAAUGUUUUUCAUGAAUAAAUGUGAAAUUCUGUUCUGACCCUCCAAAACAUUUUGGAUGUAAAAUAGUCAAUUUCUAUUAUAAGUCUGUAAAUAUUGCUAACACUUGAUUUACAGACAUACCUUACACUGUAUUAUGCAAUGACUUGAUGCUUAAAACAGUCAGCUUCUUAUAUAAUAUCUCGGCAAAAAGAAAGCAUGAUUAUCAUCGCAAUUGAAAACCUACAUGUAAGCUAUGCAAUAGUAUAUGCUAGGCAUCACACAGUAGUUGUUCAUCAUAUUGUUAUAUAUAAUCCCAUAGCUGUUUGCUGUAAAAGUCGCUGGAUUUGCAAUUGUGCAAAGGAAAAUGACCAUGACACAACCACAGGAACCUACAUCAUUCAGAUUGUUAAAGAAUGCAAUGAUGGCUGUGCUUUUUUUUUUCCCUCAAAAGACUUCUUAAUGCUCUGACAUUUGUUAAAAUUGACAUAUUCCUUGUUUUCAUUUUAAAUGCAGUAUUAACAGUGCAUCUGUCUGUCUUAGAUUGUCUGUCUUAAUGUUAAUUUACAUUUUCCCAAAGCUUUUCAUUAAGACAUUGUUUGCAUAAGCAGUGAGUUUAUCUGUAUUAUUGAAUGCUGAAGAAAGAAACCUUUACUGUUGCAGAAAGAUUUGUUGAGUAAAUAAUUUCAUACUAAGUUUAUCAGUAACAGUUUUCAGUUACUCUUCUACCGUAUGUUGACUGAAUGUUGAAGAGGUUGAACUUCACCAUUGCAGCGAUGUUAUGGCUAAAGCCGUAAAGCACUGUGAGAGUACGUUUUGUUUGUUUGUUUUUCCCCUCACUUCUACAAGUUAUACUUUUGUUACAUAGCUUUUCCAGAACAUUCCCAUUUGUGUUUUACCAAGUUUUAUUUAUUCUAA
Messenger RNA from Neoarius graeffei (lesser salmon catfish), 6450 nucleotides. RefSeq names its product RAB11 family interacting protein 5b (class I) (gene rab11fip5b). Gene Ontology annotation, molecular function: small GTPase binding. Lineage: Eukaryota; Metazoa; Chordata; Actinopteri; Siluriformes; Ariidae. Gene Ontology annotation, cellular component: mitochondrion; secretory granule; early endosome. The transcript is spliced from 6 exons. The record is from RefSeq and is a predicted model, not a curated record. The coding region runs from base 280 to 4371 and encodes 1363 amino acids. Gene Ontology annotation, biological process: regulated exocytosis.